Molecule: messenger RNA, 1036 nt
Organism: Leptopilina boulardi
Lineage: Eukaryota; Metazoa; Arthropoda; Insecta; Hymenoptera; Figitidae
Product: trypsin-2-like
Exons: 2
Coding region: 102-890 (262 amino acids)
Biological process (GO): proteolysis
Molecular function (GO): serine-type endopeptidase activity
Source: RefSeq, a predicted model, not a curated record
GUUUUCUAUCAAUCACAAAAUUGGAUUACAAAUUCAGUAUAAAUUUCACAUUAUUUUCAAUGAGAAACAACAAGUGAACUUUCAACAGUGCUUAAUACAACAUGUUGGGAUAUUUUGUACUUUCUUUUCUUCUGGCAAUUUCUAAUGCGGAUCCAAUUCGUGAUUUUGUUGGUAUAAAUCCAUUUACACCAAAUGGACGUAUAGUUGGUGGAAAUCCAACAACAAUUGAAGAAGUACCCUAUCAGGUUUCACUGCAAGCUUAUGGUUUUAGUUAUUGUGGUGGUAGUAUAAUUUCUGAAAAUUGGAUUCUAACAGCUGGACAUUGUACAAAAUAUCCCAGUCAAUGGAUUAAUGUUCGUUCGGGAAGUACAAAUUUUAAUACAGGUGGUACAUUACAUCCAGUUGCAAAAGUAAUUCAACAUGAAAAUUUUAAGACAAAUAAAUUUGGAAUUCCCGAAUAUGAUGUGGCAUUAAUUCAAUUAAAAACACCAUUGGAAUUGGGUGCAACAAGAAAGCCAAUACAAUUAUUUGAACAAGGUGAAGAGGCUAUUGAGGGUUCAUUGGCAACAAUAACCGGCUGGGGUACAAUAAAACAAGGUGGUAAAACAUCAGAAGUUUUAAGAACAGUUGAUGUUCCUGUUGUUUCAAAAUCAGUUUGUCAUGAGGCUUAUAAAAGAUUUGGUGGUUUACCUGAGGGUCAAAUAUGUGCCGCUUAUCCACAAGGUGGAAAAGAUGCAUGUCAAGGUGAUUCAGGUGGUCCAAUGACAAUUGGUGGAAAAUUAGCUGGUAUUGUCUCAUGGGGUAAUGGAUGUGCCAAAAAAGGAUAUCCAGGUGUUUAUACAGAAGUUGCUGCCUAUAAAGAUUGGAUCAUUAAGAAUGCUGGUCUUUGAUCAAAAAAAAAAUUUUUUUUUCAUAUUUAUAUAGAAUAUGAAUUUAUUAAUAUAUAAAAUGAGAAAACAAAAAAUUGUAGCAUCUAAAAAUUUUUAGCUUCCAAUCUAAAAAUGAAUGGAUGUCGUUUGAAAAAAUAUUUUUUAUA